CAUGCGAGAUCCUUUUUUAAACGUAGUUGGCUCUGUGUGUGUGUGAAUAUAAGAAUAAGAAAAAGAAAAAGAGAAAGCAGAGAAAGAAAUAAAGAAAAGAAUGGCUGCAGAAGAAGUAGAAAAGAAACUCUAUGAUGCUGUAUCAAAAGGGGAUGUAACAAAAUUUCGAGAACUAGUUGAACAAGAUCCAUAUCUUGUUGAUGAAGCAUCAUUUUCAUGUUCAAGAAAUGUUCUACACAUAGCAACGAUGCGGGGACAGACAGCCAUCGUGGAAGAGGUGCUGAAGAUGAAUCCGUCGCUUGCUCGGAUUUUAGACUCCCAACAAUCAUCGCCUCUGCACAUUGCAGCAGCGCAAGGGCACGUCGAGAUCUCGAGAAAAUUGUUAUCCGUAGCCCCGGUGACUCGCUGGUGGCGAGACUGUCAUGACAUGAACCCGGUUCAUGUCGCGGCCAUAAAUGGGCAUGUUGAGAUGUUGGGACAUCUCCUUGAAGAGAGUCCUUUGCCUGCUAUGGAGAGGGUGGGUCGCGGACAGACUGUGUUGCACUUGUGCGUCAAGCACGGCCAGCUUACGACGUUGCAGGUUUUGGGGGGCAAGUUGUGGGAGCUUAUGGAUGAAGUCGAUGAGGAUGGGGAGACCCUAUUGCAUUUGGCUGUUAGGUCCAAUCAACUUGAGAUUCUCCAAUACUUGGGGGAAAGCAACAAAAUACGAAGGAGAAAGCGGAAUUACGUGGGUAAAACAGCGCUGCAAAUCUUGAAUCAGAGCCCUCCAGCUACAAUUGCUAGCUAUUCAGAAAUGAGGAGAAUCUUAAAAACUUUGUUACCACCAUCAUCGAUCAAAAUCCUGCCCAAGAUCAACGACGCCGCCAUGGUGGUGGUGGUCCUGAUAGCAACAAUGGCGUUCCAGAACACCGUCAACCCACCCGGCGGCGUGUGGCAGGACAACGCAUCCUCACACGAGGCUGGCAAUGCUGUGAUAGCAUACACUCAUCCCUACAUCUACAAACAUAUGCUACGUUCAAACACCGUAGCAUUUGUUUCAUCUCUCGUCACAAUCUUCCUCAUCACCACCGGAUUGCCAUCCAUUAGCGUCACCUUCUUGAUGACCACCUUGUGUGCUAUGUUGGCGUCGAUACUGGCUAUUGCAGUGAGUUACGGAGCUUCGAUACUGGCGAUCACCCCCAACGCGGACACGGAAUCACCCGGCGCCGGCGUUGUUGUUGGGAUUGUAGUUUCUCUUUCCCUUUCCAUCCUCGUACUCAUGUUCUUGUUUGUUCGAAUAACACGGUGGUACUUCAUGUGGAUGAGAAGAACACGGCAUCAGGAAGAUCUUACAACUGACCCUCUACCCUUACGCCUCCUCUACUGGAUUUUUCAACGUUUAAGACGAAGGGAUGUUUCAGAGAACAAUGUUAACCGUUGAGGAGGCGUUUAGUUUGAAAGACAUGAUUGAUAAAAUAACUCACUCUAAUCAAGUGUUUGGUUUGUAUGAUUGGGCCCGUGAUUGAUAACUCACCUGUAUCCAAUCAUUCAAAUGAGUGAUUAUUUACCACUUUAAAAUUGGCUAGAUUAAUUAUUUAA
Salvia miltiorrhiza (redroot sage) is the source of this 1578-nucleotide messenger RNA. RefSeq names its product ankyrin repeat-containing protein NPR4-like. Bases 101 to 1420 code for a protein of 439 amino acids. NCBI's taxonomy places the organism in Eukaryota, Viridiplantae, Streptophyta, Magnoliopsida, Lamiales, Lamiaceae. The record is from RefSeq and is a predicted model, not a curated record. The transcript is spliced from 2 exons. Gene Ontology annotation, molecular function: protein binding.